Messenger RNA from Penicillium cataractarum, 204 nucleotides. RefSeq lists its product as uncharacterized. The transcript has a single exon. NCBI's taxonomy places the organism in Eukaryota, Fungi, Ascomycota, Eurotiomycetes, Eurotiales, Aspergillaceae. The record is from RefSeq and is a predicted model, not a curated record. Bases 1 to 204 code for a protein of 67 amino acids.
AUGUUCAAGGGUUCUGCUGUGGAGCUGGCACCGUCGAUCGGCGCAGUCACUCUUUUCACCAACACAGUUGGCAGUGACCGAAUCGUGGCGGCCAACAGGUUUCGAGGAGGGAAGGUUGAAGCUCCGUCGCGUCUUGAGGUGGGGGGAAGACGCUAUGAUCACCAAGUGCUGCACGUCGACACCCUUGCCCAGUGGCUUUGUUGA